UUCUCAACUGCACGCCAGGGUUAAUUCGGUGCAGCGAAUGCUUUUUUGACUCGGAUCUUUUUUUGUCUCUUUUCAUUUUCUGCAAUCACUGCAGCGCCAUACCGGCUUGCGAAAUCUGCAUGUCGGACGACGAGACACCGAACAAACUGCAUUUUACACAGAAUGACGAGUGAAUCGAGUACACCGACGUUUUGUUUCGCUUGGGAAAUCGUGUUUCCAGAACGCCGCUGUGGAAUAGACGUCCUUGUAAAAUAAUUCUCGCUCUGAAUUUCUGGCGCGACAUAUUUUCAAUAUCAAAACUAACUAGUUCGAUAAAUAUGUUGCAAGUUAUAACCCGGUUGUCGAAAUGCAAAUAAAUUACAAAAUUUAGAACGUCUGAUCCGACCGCGCAGGGCGGACAAAGUUUUUGCGAAUAUUCACCUUUAAAAAUAAUACAGCUAAAUCUGUCGGGGAAAUUUUUUUUCCGUCAAAUUCAGCAAUCGUAAUUUACGUAGCGUAGGUACUCUUGUAUCGGCGAAUACCUUCAAUUUCAUAUAUAUUUUCAUAACUCUUACGAAGUAGAAAAUGUUGCUCCAGAAUUUCGUAACUCGAUGGUUGUUGAUGGAAUAGUGGAUAAAAAUAAGAACAAGAAACAAUCGCGCCAUUUUCUUCGACGUUCGAAAGUUUAGCGAUGUCGCACAGGUAAAGUGCGAGCAUUCAGAUACACAAAUCCGAGGCAAAUAUGUCUAUUAAGCUAAUUAAGCUAAUUUUAUCGGUCGUCGUUCAUACCUCGAAAAUUGGAGUUUUCCGAUCGGCAGAGUUCUUCAGGUAUUUGAUGCGACAGCGUCAAUCUAUCGCGUUGGCGAUUCUAAGACCGUCUGCAUUCAGUCGUAACAAAAUCACAAUCCCUACCCGGAAGUCGGGAGUUACGGAUCACCAGAAUUUCGAGAUCUUGUUCGGAGGGAUUUUAAGUAGAAAUCAAUCGAUCAUAAGCACAAUUUUCUUUCUUCGGGGUCUAAUUGCGUAACUCAUAGAUAAUCUCUCGGCUUUUUUUUCAACUGCAGCGCAGGAGACUGGGAAGCGAAGAAACGUCGAACGGCUCUCGAUCAGCCAGCAAUAUCGGCGGGGAUCUGAUCGAUCCAGAGGACCCGCCCGAUUCGCGGACGGGGAAGUUUCCACGACUUUCUGAAACUCGAGGUGUUUUUGUUCCUUUCUGGAUUCAAGACACGACAUUCGCUCGUUUCGACUUCUCGGAGACACAGUCCCGAAAAACGGCGCUCCGGCGGAAAAAUUUUACAACAGUAUCACUCCGCUGGUUUAAGUGAACAAUAUCCGAACAAUUUUUGAAAUCUAAGAAAUUCAUAAAUUUGUGAAUAAUCAAAUCGAAUAGGCCAUAUAUCGUGCAAGCUCGGUCGAUGCUAACUGUAUAAUCGGAAACGGGUAACAUUUUUUAUUCAAAAUCAAGAAAAUUGUAUUCGAUACCAUUCGCGGUGUCGGAAGUUAAAAGAAUCAACCGGAAUCACUGAGAAUGUUGCCAAAUUGAAAAGAUAGUUAUCGACUAAGUGUGCGAAAAACACAUCCUGUAAAAAAAUACAAUGUUAAAUUAGUUUCCCACGAUACCAAAAGUUCGACGAUACACUCUUCCCGUACUUUGUACUUUUUUGAGACGAAGUGAGACCGCUGAAUAAAAGAAUAAUUGAUUUCCAUCCCGAUCGCCAUGUCUUGGGUGCCUCCGGAUUUAUCGCAGCUUUGCGAACCGCACUCAACGUUGUCGUCGUGUCAACCAGCCACCUACAUGUUCCUGGCUCUGAUCGCCCGCCUCUUUGGUCAAUCGAGGGACAAUAAAUACGCUCAUUUUCAAACACCCACAGCUUACUCUCCUUACCUGGACUUUGACUACGGGCGAAAAAUCUCGCUGUCCAAUUUCCAGAGCAGUCCGAUAACGUCGAGUGGAGGAAAGUCCGAUGUGGAAAAAUUCACCAAUGUUUUUGCACCAAAAAGUUAUUCGACGAGCAGUGAAAAUCCUUUCGCAAAGUACGAGAGCUUAUUCGGUACGAGUCUCAUACCGAGCACUAAUUACGUAGGUGAUCCCAGCGCGUCUAGGGGAUCGAAAUCCGUGAGAAAUUUUGGGAGAUCGAAGGAUCUAAGAGCGUCGAGAUUCGGGAAACCCGAGAAUCAACGAUAUUUCGGAUCGUCGGUAGAAAAUUCGCCCGAAGAUCACGUCGUCUACGGUGAAAUGGCGGAAUUCAAACUCGGCAAUUCGGAUGUCUCCGUCCCUCUUUAUCCCCCUUUAUCGUACGGUAACGAUUUCAAAUACGAAGCUUACGCAACGGACGGCGUGCCAAAAACUGUGUCAUCUCACGUACCGACGACAUCCAACGUUGAAGAGGCGCCGAAAUCAGCGUUGCGACAAAUCGCGCAAAUUCACGGGACGGUUGGUCCGGACGUGAUACCGGUGGUCGAAACCACCAGGGAAAAUGUCAAGCCUUUCUUCGGGACGGGCUUCGCGAUGUACGACACUUGGAAACAGAAUGUUAGAAUACCAAAAAUUGAAGGAGAGGAGAACAAAGAAACGGGAAUAGCUGGCGCCCGUUCAGAAAAUUACGAAUACAGAUUGGCGCCCCAGGAGGUAGCGGCGGAAUCGUCUUUUUCCAGCGAUAUAAUCGGCAGGGGCCUCGGCGUCGACGAAUACGAUUUCAUAAUCGUUGGCGCUGGAUCUGCAGGAUGCGUCGUGGCGAAUAGAUUGUCGGAAAACAAGGAGUGGAAGGUUCUGCUGUUGGAAGCUGGUAUAGAAGAGCCAGAAGUCGCCGAGGUACCGGCAUUCGCAUCGAUGUUACAGGCCAGUAGUAUCGACUGGAUGUACCGAACUCAACCGGAAAAAUAUUCCUGUCGGGCGAGAAGAGGCAAGACUUGUCCAUGGGCUCGAGGCAAAGUCAUGGGGGGAUCCAGCACGAUCAAUUACAUGAUCUACAUUCGGGGAUCACCCAGUGAUUACGACGAGUGGGAAAACGAGGGAAAUCAUGGAUGGGGCUACGAUCACGUGCUUCCGUAUUUCUUGAAGUCGGAAAACAACGAGGAUCCGGAGAUCGUACACGAGAAUCCUAAAUACCACAGCAAAGGUGGUUAUCAAAACGUGGAAAGAUUUCCUUUCGCUGACAAAAACGUUGGGGUGUUGAUGGACGCGUGGCAGGAAUUGGGAUACAAGAAAAUUGACGCCAACGCCGGAAACGAGCAGAUAGGAGUGAUGAAGUUGCAGAUGACGUCGAUACACGGCGAAAGACAGAGCACGAACGGAGCGUUCAUUCGUCCGGUGCGCGAAAAACGAAGGAAUUUGGAAAUUGUUACCGAAGCACACGUGACCCGGAUACUGAUAGAUCCGAAAACGAGACACGCCACGGGUGUGGAAUACGCCUCGACCAAGUCCGGUUUCCGGAAAAUAGUAACAGCUAAAAAAGAGGUGAUUUUGAGCGCGGGUGCGAUAAAUUCGCCGAAAAUACUCAUGCUCUCGGGCGUCGGUCCGGCCGAGGAACUCGAGAAACACGGGAUAAAAGUUAUCUACGACUCAGCCGUUGGACACAAUUUACAGGAUCACGUGACCAUGGACGGUCUGGUUAUAGCGUUGAGCAAUAAAACUCGGACCGAUAAACAGGACGAUGAUAAAAAAAGGGACGUUUAUCGCUACAAGCAGACGCACAAGGGGCCAUUAUCGGCUACCGGCGGUCUAGGAUGUGGAGUAUUUGCGCAAACACUUUACGAACAUGGUUUCGACAAACCGGAUAUACAGUACGCCUUCGACGCCAGUAACGUUAAAGAUUAUCUAACGGAUCCCGCUGGAUUUGGCGAAUCGGCGGUCGAGCCACUCUCUUACUACGACGCUAUGAAUAUCAGGCCGAUUCUUCUGAGCCCGAAGAGCCGAGGAGUCAUCAAGCUGAACGACACGGAUCCACUGUGGGGUCAGCCGUUGAUUUAUCCGAAAUAUUUCACCGCCUAUCCGGACUUGGACGCGAUGGUGGCCGGGAUCGAGAUAGCUCUGGAACUUUUCAAGACGGAUUCCUUCGAGAAACACGGCUUGGAACUCGUGGACGCUCCUCUUCCGGCGUGCGAAGAAUGGGAAUUCGCCACCGGUGAGUACUGGGAGUGCGUUCUGAUGGAAUACACCGGUACGAUUUACCAUCCCGUCGGAACGUGCAAAAUGGGACCUCGCGAGGACAGGGAGGCGGUCGUGGACCCGAAACUCAGAGUCUACGGAAUAAAGGGACUGCGCGUCAUAGACGCCUCUAUCAUGCCAAAAAUCGUCAGGGGAAACACGAACGCUCCGACCAUCAUGAUCGCCGAAAAGGGCAGCGACAUGAUCAAAGAGGCCUGGAGUCACCACCGUCGUUGACGACGACUAUAACCGACGCAACGUGCAGAAUGUCGUUCGACGUCAACGGUGAAAUCGUCCUCUUUUUUUAUCUCGUUGAAUUUCGGGUGAUUUUUAAUAAUGAAACGACACUUGCUACUUGUUGAUGAAAAUUGUUAAUAAAUUAUACGUUACAUCUGCUGAAGUUAUUACCGUAGGUAAGUUUUGUUCUUGUUCUGUGUCAUAAAUUGUAUUUCGCGAUGCUAUAAAAUGACUCGUUUGUUGGA
Messenger RNA from Athalia rosae (coleseed sawfly), 4608 nucleotides. Its product is annotated as glucose dehydrogenase [FAD, quinone]-like. The coding region runs from base 1697 to 4363 and encodes 888 amino acids. The transcript has 5 exons. NCBI's taxonomy places the organism in Eukaryota, Metazoa, Arthropoda, Insecta, Hymenoptera, Athaliidae. The record is from RefSeq and is a predicted model, not a curated record. Gene Ontology annotation, molecular function: flavin adenine dinucleotide binding; oxidoreductase activity, acting on CH-OH group of donors.